Molecule: messenger RNA, 1473 nt
Organism: Pteropus alecto (black flying fox)
Lineage: Eukaryota; Metazoa; Chordata; Mammalia; Chiroptera; Pteropodidae
Gene: FDPS
Product: farnesyl diphosphate synthase
Exons: 11
Coding region: 166-1428 (420 amino acids)
Biological process (GO): trans, trans-farnesyl diphosphate biosynthetic process
Cellular component (GO): cytoplasm
Molecular function (GO): dimethylallyltranstransferase activity; (2E,6E)-farnesyl diphosphate synthase activity
Source: RefSeq, a predicted model, not a curated record
AUGAGGCCUUCCUGCCUCGGACGAAAGGAGAUCAAGAACUACUCGACCCAGGUGGCUGAGCGCGGAGCGGUGCCACUUUUAGGAAUACUCCACGAAAAACCUGCAGGGUGAGCCGGCUUCCAGGAACAGGGAGUGCUGGGUGCUUCCUCCCUAUGCCACCCCCACAUGAUGCCCCUGUCCCGCUGGCUGAGGUCUGUGGGGGUCUUCUUGCUGCCAGCCCCCUGCUGGGUACCCCGGGAGAGGUGGCUGGGUACCCUGCGGCGGCCCUCCCUGGUGUAUGGGGGCUCAGUCCUGGGGGCCUGGCACAGUGCCGGCUGCUGGUGCCAAGCGUGGACAGAGGAGCCUCGGGCACAUUACUCCUCCCUCAGAAUGAAUGGAGAUCAGAAAUCGGAUGCUUUCAUGCAAGAAAAGCAGAAUUUCCUCCAGUGUUUCCCAGUGAUCAUCAAGGUGCUGACCGAUGACUUGGAACACCCAGAGAUAAAGGAAGUUCUUGCCCGGCUCAAGCAGGUCCUGGAGUACAAUGUCAUCGGUGGCAAGCAUCAGCGGGGUCUGCUGGUGCUGAUCGCGUUCCGGGCGCUGGUCGAGCCGAGAAAGCAGGACGCCGCGAGUGUGCAUCGGGCCCUGGUGGUGGGCUGGUGCGUGGAGAUGCUCCAGACCUUCUUUCUGGUGCUAGACGACAUCAUGGACUCAUCCAUCACCCGACGGGGGCAGCUCUGCUGGUAUCGGAAGCCAGGCGUUGGCUUGGAUGCCAUCAACGACGGUCUUCUCAUCGAAACGUGUAUCUACCGCCUGCUAAAGCACUACUGCCGGGAGCAGCCCUAUUACCUGAACCUGAUGGAGCUCUUCCUGCAGAGUUCCUACGUGACAGAGAUUGGACAGAGCCUGGACCUCAUCGCAGGCCUCCAGGACAAGGUGGAUCUCUCAGGAUUCACUGAAAAGAGGUACAAGACUAUCGUCAAGUACAAGACAGCUUUCUACACUGCCUACCUUCCCGUGGCUGCAGGCAUGUACAUGGCGGGCAUCGAUGGGGAGAGGGAGCAUGCCACCGCCAAGAAGAUCCUGUUCGAGAUAGGGGAGUUCUUCCAGAUCCAGGACGAUUACCUUGAUGCCUUUGGGGACCCCAGUGUGACAGGCAAGAUUGGCACUGACAUCCAGGACAACAAAUGCAGCUGGCUGGUGGUUCAGUGUCUGCAGAGGGCCUCCCCGGAGCAGCGCCAGGUCCUGCAGGAGAACUAUGGGCAGAAGGAAGCCGAGAAGGUGGCCCGGGUGAAGGCGCUCUACGAGGAGCUGGACCUGCCGGGCGUGUUCUCGCGGUACGAGGAGGACAGCUACCGCCGCAUCACGGGGCUCAUCGGGGACCUCGCCCCGCCCCUGCCCCCUUCCAUCUUCCUGGAGCUGGCACACCACUUCUACAAGCGCAAGAAAUGAACUGGAGUGUGGCGCGGGGGGGCCCAAUAAACGACACAAGUCCUC